Messenger RNA from Salvelinus namaycush (lake trout), 3600 nucleotides. Its product is annotated as potassium voltage-gated channel subfamily H member 7-like. Bases 1 to 3414 code for a protein of 1137 amino acids. Gene Ontology annotation, biological process: potassium ion transmembrane transport; membrane repolarization during action potential. Gene Ontology annotation, cellular component: membrane. The transcript has 16 exons. The record is from RefSeq and is a predicted model, not a curated record. Lineage: Eukaryota; Metazoa; Chordata; Actinopteri; Salmoniformes; Salmonidae. Gene Ontology annotation, molecular function: inward rectifier potassium channel activity.
AUGCCUGUUCGGAGAGGUCAUGUUGCGCCACAAAACACCUUUUUGGGGAUAAUUAUAAAGAAAUUUGAGGGACAAAAUAAGAAAUUCAUUAUAGCCAAUGCCCGGGUUCAGAACUGCGCCAUCAUCUACUGCAACGAUGGCUUCUGUGAGAUGACCGGCUUCUCACGGCCGGACGUGAUGCAGAGGCCGUGCACCUGUGACUUCCUCCAUGGAGAGUUCACCAACAGGCAUGCCAUCGCCCAGGUAGCCCAGGCUCUGAUGGGGUCUGAGGAGCGCAAGGUGGAGAUCACCUACCACCGCAAGGAUGGCUCUGACUUCCUUUGUAACACCCACAUCAUCCCAGUGAAGAACGAGGAGGGCAUGGUCAUGAUGUUCAUCCUCAACUUUGACUACAUCCUAGAGGAGGACAGCAGUGACUCUCUGGAGGGACUCAACCACACGUCUCCUGCCAAAGCUGAACCAAGUAGAUUGUUUUGUUUCCGGCUCCCAGCCUUACACCUCCUGGGCAUCAGUAAGCAGUCCCUCCCUCAGCAGGACCCUGACGCCGUCAUGAUCGACUCGCCCCGCCGCAGUGAAGAGUCGGUGGCCACCCGCGACUUCCAGUCACUGCCCACCCGGGAGAGCUGCAGCCCCUCCUACGCCAACGACACGCGUGCCCUCAUUGGCCCCAGCCACUGCUCCACCCCUGUGUCGGGACCCCUGGACCAAUCGUCCCCCAAGGGGCCCUUCUGGGACAGGCUGGUUCUCCAAGCGGUUCCCCAGGCCCAGCCCCAGACUGUGGGCCCUCUGGCCCCCUCCAUCCCAGGCCUGACCCCCACCGCGUCCAGGGAGAGUGUGUGUAGUAUCCGGAGGGCCUCCUCCGCUCAGGACAUCGAGGGUUUUGGCUCCAACUCCAAGAUGGCCUUCAGGGACCGACACGCAAGUGAAGACAAUGGUCGUAAUAUCAAAGGACCCUUCAACCAGAUCAAAUCCAGUCUUCUGGGCUCCACAUCUGACUCUCACCUCAACAGAUACAGCACCAUCAACAAGAUCCCCCUCAUCACGCUCAACUUCUCAGAGGCCAACAACGACAAGAUGUGCCCCUCCCCUCCGUCCUCCGAGAAAACCAUCAUCGCCCCAAAGGUCAAGGACCGAACGCACAACGUCACCGAUAAGGUCACACAGGUGCUAUCCCUGGGCGCAGAUGUGCUUCCCGAGUACAAGCUCCAGACACCGCGCAUAGACAAGUUAACCAUCCUCCACUACAGCCCCUUCAAAGCGGUGUGGGACUGGCUCAUCCUGCUGCUGGUCAUCUACACGGCCAUCUUCACGCCCUACUCCGCCGCCUUCCUCCUCAACGACCUAGAGGAGCAGAAGAGGAGGGAGUGCGGCUACUCGUGCUCGCCGCUCAACGUGGUCGACCUCAUGGUGGACAUCAUGUUCAUCGUGGACAUAUUGAUCAACUUCAGGACAACCUAUGUGAAUCUCAACGAGGAGGUGGUCAGCCACCCGGCGAAGAUAGCCAUCCACUACUUCAAGGGCUGGUUCCUCAUCGACAUGGUGGCUGCCAUCCCCUUUGAUCUGCUCAUCUUCGGCUCGGGAUCAGAUGAAACCACAACUCUGAUUGGCCUGCUGAAGACCGCCCGGUUGCUCCGACUAGUUCGCGUGGCCCGUAAGCUGGACCGAUAUUCAGAGUACGGCGCCGCCGUCCUUAUGCUCCUCAUGUGCAUCUUCGCCCUCAUUGCCCAUUGGCUGGCCUGCAUCUGGUACGCCAUCGGCAAUGUGGAGAAGCCCUAUCUGGAGCACAAGAUUGGCUGGCUGGAUAACCUGGGCGUGUCCAUUGGAAAGAGGUACAACUACAGUGACCCCAGCUCUGGCCCGUCCAUCAAGGACAAAUACGUCACGGCCCUCUAUUUUACCUUCAGUAGCCUGACCAGCGUGGGCUUUGGCAACGUCUCCCCCAACACCAACUCCGAGAAGAUCUUCUCCAUCUGUGUCAUGCUGAUUGGCUCCCUAAUGUACGCCAGUAUCUUUGGUAAUGUGUCGGCUAUCAUCCAGCGGUUGUACUCCGGUACGGCGCGGUACCACCUGCAGAUGCUCCGGGUCAAAGAAUUCAUCCGCUUCCACCAGAUCCCCAACCCACUGAGGCAACGCCUGGAGGAGUACUUCCAACAUGCCUGGAACUACACCAACGGCAUCGACAUGAAUAUGGUCCUAAAGGGUUUCCCAGAGUGUCUCCAGGCUGAUAUCUGCCUCCACCUCAACGCGAGUCUGCUCCAGGGCUGCAAGGCAUUCCAAGGGGCUACUAAGGGCUGCCUGAGGGCCCUGGCCAUGAGGUUCAAGACCACGCACUCCCCACCGGGCGACACACUGGUCCACUGUGGAGACGUGCUUACUGCCCUCUACUUCUUGUCCCGGGGGUCCAUCGAAAUCCUCAAGGAUGACAUCGUGGUGGCCAUUUUGGGGAAGAAUGACAUCUUUGGGGAGAUGAUCCACUUGUACGCCAAGCCGGGGAAGGCCAACGCGGACGUGCGGGCGCUCAGCUACUGUGACCUGCACACCAUCCAGAGGGAGGAGAUCCUGGAGGUGCUUGACAUGUACCCCGAGUUCGCCGACUACUUCCUCAGCAACCUGGAGCUGACCUUUAACCUCCGAGACGAGAGCGGCAAGCCUCAGAAUGCAGAGUCAGUCUACCCCAGUAAUUCUGAUGGGGAUGACAUCAAAUGCAGAAGAAGGCUCACUAACAAGAGGAAAUCUUCCGCAGGGACCCAGAUCAAAGAGACGUCGGUGUUCUGCGACGGUGGUGAGCGGGAGAGGCAGCUCUUCCCCUCCUCCCAGGCUGUAGCCACCGUGGUGGAGGAGAGGAGAGACUCAGAGGAGGAGAGGGAAGAUGAAGAAGUCGAGGAGGAGGGAGGGGAGGGGGAGGAGCAGAGGCCUCUGUGCUCGGGGGGGCAGGGUUACCCCUUGGUGAGGGACCACACCUUGGGACUUGGGCUGGGGGACGUUGUUCCGGAUGCGUCGGGAGGAGGAGACAAUGUGGAGAGGAACCAGUCUUAUAAAGACCUGCGUGGGGAGGAGUGGGGGUGCGUGCGGCCCAGGGAGGUCCUGGAGGAGUCGGCCCAGGCCCAGGACUCCCGAAGUGGGGUCGGAGAGGAGGACAGUGAGCCGGACAACACCUACGGAGAGGUGGAGCAACGUCUGGACCUGCUGCAAGAGCAUCUAAACAGGCUGGAGUUCCAGAUGACGUCAGACAUCAAGGCCAUCCUCCAGCUACUGCAAAGGCAGAGCACCGUGGUUCCCCCGGCCUACAGCAUCGUCACCUCCAGCCCAAAGUACCAGAGGCCUGCCAUCAGGGUGCAGCCUGUUUCUGCCAUCAGGAUCACAGAGCCUCAACACAGCCUCAACCCUGCUUCACCACUGGCUCAGGUAUACUGAACCAGCCAAGUCUACACUAGCCCUCAGAGCUGUAUACUGUGUUAUGCAUAAUGGCUCUGUAUAUACUGGCUAGGCACAUUACACUCCCCUGUCUAUAUACUGGUCUAUAGGUGCAUUAUCACUGUCUGUUCUGUAUACUGAAGGAUGGUUACAUUAUCACUAUGUGUGUAUUGGAUACUACAGAAG